AUGGCCAGUGACAUGAACAUGGACGAAACCAGUGACGGAUCUACUGAGCCUACCCAUUCCCGCGAUAUGACCGCGGCCGGCCACUCUACUGCAGUGUAUACACCAGAGGGGGCCUCACGGCUGCGGGAUAACGGUGUUGCUCACACUACUGCUACAGUGGUCGAAGCUACGGUCGAGCAGAGGCUUUAUAAAUAUCGCAACGGAGGAUUACUCGCUUCACAAUGA
Peronospora matthiolae is the source of this 225-nucleotide messenger RNA. The record is from the annotation of a GenBank genome assembly. Lineage: Eukaryota; Oomycota; Peronosporomycetes; Peronosporales; Peronosporaceae.